AGCUGCGGGCAGGCGGGCUAGGGCUCGCCGCCGGCCAGACGCCGGUCUCAGCUCCGUGGGAGGCCAGGCUCGGCCUCGGCGCCGGCAGCAGCAUGAAGUGUCUGGUAACGGGCGGCAACGUGAAGGUGCUCGGCAAGGCGGUCCAUUCCCUGUCCCGCAUCGGGGAGGAGCUCUACCUGGAGCCCAUGGAAGACGGGCUCUCUCUCCGGACCGUGAACUCCUCUCGCUCUGCCUAUGCCUGCUUCCUCUUUGCCCCACUCUUCUUCCAGCAGUACCAGGCGGCCGCCCCUGGUCAGGAAGCCCUGCGCUGUAAGAUUUUGAUGAAGUCAUUCCUGGCCGCCUUCCGCUCACUGGCCACGGUGGAGAAGAGUGUGGAGAAAUGCUGCAUCUCACUGAACGGCAGGAGCAGCCGCCUGGUGGUCCAGCUGCACUGUCGAUACGGGGUGAGGAAGACUCACAACCUGUCCUUCCAGGACUGCGAGUCCCUGCAGGCCAUCUUCGACCCAGCCUUGUGCUCGCAUGUGCUCCGUGCCCCAGCGCGGGUCCUGGGGGAGGCUGUUCUGCCCUUCCCCCCCGCGCUGGCAGAAGUGACGCUGGGCAUUGGCUGUGGCCGCAGGGUCAUCCUGCGCAGCUACCAGGAGGAGGAGGCAGACAGCUCCAUCAGAGCCAUGGUGACCGAGAUGAGCAUCGGGGAGGAGGAUUUCCAGCAGCUGCAGGCCCAGGAAGGGGCGGCCAUCACUUUCUGCCUCAAGGAACUCCGGGGCCUCCUGAGCUUCGCGGAGUCCGCAAACUUGUCCCUUAGCGUUCACUUUGAUGCACCAGGCAGGCCAGCCAUCUUUGCCGUCAAGGACUCCCUGCUGGACGGACACUUUGUCCUGGCCACGAUGUCAGAGUCAGACCUGCACUCCCCAGCCCUGUGCUCCCCAGAGCCCCACAGGCUGGUGCCUCCCCUCCAGGCUCACAGCACGCCCCACCUGGAUGACUUUGCCAAUGACGACAUCGACUCUUACAUGAUCGCCAUGGAAACAACUGUGGACAGUGAGGGCUCCCGGGCAGGACCCUCCAUUCCCCUUUCCCCCGGCCUCCGGCCCCCCUGUAGCCCUGGCCCCUACUCUGAGGACAAUGAUGCCGAGCCCAGUACAGAGCCUGGGACUCCCCCACCCAAGAAGUUCCGCUCGCUGUUCUUUGGCUCCAUCCUCGCCCCUGCACACUCCCCUCCGGGCCCCAGCCCUGUGCUGGCUGAAGACAGUGAGGGCGAAGGCUGAACUGAGGACAAGCCUGUGUCCAGAGGCUCCGGACUAGAUGAAGCCGCAGCCGCCCGCUUCCCUGGGCAGCAGCCCGGAGAUAGGGCUGCUCUGCACCCGGCUGGUGGUCAAGGUGGGCUGUGCUGAGCUGAGCGCCGGUCCUGCUGCCACUCCAGGUGCCUCCUGGCUAUCUGGACUAGCCUGGGUCCCGUCUUCUCAUCAACUUCUAACCAAUCAUGUCUGUUCCUAGGCUUGGCACCGAGCUGCCCCCUGAUGGAAUGUCCCUCACCUAUUACCCAGCCCCUCUGUAGGCCUUUAGGCCAGACUCCAACCAUGUGGCUAGGGCUGGACACCUGCCUUCCCUAAGUGUACCUCCCUAAGACAAAAAUCACAGAGGGGCUCUUGGCCCCUGCCGGUCUACCU
Enhydra lutris kenyoni (northern sea otter) is the source of this 1667-nucleotide messenger RNA. RefSeq names its product RAD9 checkpoint clamp component A. The record is from RefSeq and is a predicted model, not a curated record. Bases 93 to 1265 code for a protein of 390 amino acids. NCBI's taxonomy places the organism in Eukaryota, Metazoa, Chordata, Mammalia, Carnivora, Mustelidae. Gene Ontology annotation, biological process: DNA repair; cellular response to ionizing radiation; mitotic intra-S DNA damage checkpoint signaling. Gene Ontology annotation, cellular component: checkpoint clamp complex. The transcript is spliced from 11 exons.